CUCGUCCCCAGCCGUAAUACGUAUCCUGCAAAUGAUCACGUGAUUUGUGUCAGUUACAACGCCUCGGUCACAACAGUCUGUAAGAUGUCUGUAGAAGCGUGAUUCCGGAAUCAUAGCAUCGUUGGAAGAGCUUUCCUUCUGUUCCUGACUGUCAGAACAUUUUACCCAGGGACAUUUUCCACCUAACCCCGUCUAAUUCGCUGUCAUAAUGCUGAAUUUCUGUCCUCAGUGUGGCUCAAAGUUGCAGCCUGGUUUCAAAUUCUGCCCAUCGUGUGGUGGGAGACUGCCAGACCCAACAGAAACUGUGGAUUCACAGCCAUCCGAGCCAAAUCCAAACUCUGUGCUUUUAUCUUUGAGCGCCAUGGAAGUCGAUUCUGCUGGAGACUCCCCACAAUCUACACUGAGUCGUCCGCCUUUGCGUUCAACACGUAGCACAGCCGCAGAAUCUUUAGAUCAGAAGUCUUCGCCAUUGUCUCGAAAGCGAAAGGUAUCCCCUCCGGUUAAAGAGGAGGAAAAAGUGUCCCAGACAACAUCGGCCGUAAUAACUCAAACCCCAGUUAAGAGGUUAUUGACAUCCCCACGAAAAGGAAAAGCAUCCCCCAAGGUUAAGGAACAAGAGGAGGUGAAAGAAACUAUUUCGGUUACACUUCAAACUCCAGAUAAGACGUCUUUAGCGUCACCUCGAAACCGUAAGGCCUCCCCUCAGGUUAAAGAAGAAGAGGUGAAGCCAAUGUCUUCAGUUAGUCAAAGCCCAUCCAAAAGCAAAGGCAGGAAACGGGUGUGCGCUGUUGGGCCUGUCCCAGAGGGUACGGUGGUUUGUGACCAGUCCAGCAAAAAGUGGAAGCUGGUUGAACUUCUGUGGCAAACAGAACUAGAUCUGACAUAUGCAGUGUGCCAGGCAAAUCAGCAAGCAGGCUCAAAUGAAUGCAAGUACAUGUUGCGACUGGGUGCUAAAGAGGGACACCUGUUUAAUGAGCAGAACUUCCAUCUGAGAGCAGCUAAACCCGAUGCAGUGGAGAAAUGGUUGAAAUUACACAAAUUGGACUUCCUUGGGAUUCCAUCCUGUGUAGGGUUCGGUCUUCAUGAAGCAUAUAGGUUUUUAGUUUUUCCUAGCAUGGGCCAAACUCUACAGACAGUCAUGGAUGAAGGGAACUGUACUCUGCCUGAGAAAGCUGUUCUCCAGCUUGCACUACGACUAUUGGAUGCACUUGAAUUCAUCCACGAGAAGGAAUAUGCCCAUGCAGACAUCCAUGCAGGAAAUAUUUACAUCAACACUGACAGUCAAACAGAGGUGUUCUUGUCAGGCUUUGGUCAUGCAUUUAGAUUUUGCCCGGGUGGAAAGCAUGUGGAGUACAGACAGGGUAGCCGCACUGCACACCAGGGCAACAUCACCUUUAUCAGCUUGGAUUCUCACAAGGGGGCUGGUCCGUCUUGUCGUAGUGACCUGCAGUCUCUGGGUUACUGUAUGCUGUAUUGGAUGACAGGCUCACUACCCUGGAGUCAUCUCUCUCAAACAAGCUCUGCUAUUGCGGCAGAGAAGGAGAGGUAUAUUUCUGAUAUCCCUGGACUUGUACGUUGCUGUUACAAACAGAAGAAAGCUUCCGUUGCAUUACAAGACUACCUGACUAAUGUGAUGAGCCUGCAGUAUACUGAGAAACCAGAUUACACACUUCUGAAAGCUGGGCUUCAUGAGAGCUUACAGAAGAUGGGUGGGAGUCUGAAAGAAUCACUGAAUCUGUGAAACCAUAAUGAUGAGAGUUAAGAGGUGUGCAGUGUGGACUGAAUUGUUUUAAGGAAUGUUUAAGAACGAUUUUAUGCUUUUAAAAGCAGCUUUUAUCGCAGUUUUUAACAAUGGUGUUGCUGUGCAAACUGCAUGUUUUCUCUGAUAGGUUGAGUUUUGUGAUUUUUCAUUAGAGCACAAUGUUUAUUUCUAAGGAUGACUAUUUUUUUUAAU
Labeo rohita (rohu) is the source of this 1954-nucleotide messenger RNA. It is a transcript of the gene vrk3, whose product is annotated as VRK serine/threonine kinase 3. The record is from RefSeq and is a predicted model, not a curated record. The transcript has 16 exons. Gene Ontology annotation, cellular component: cytoplasm; nucleus. The coding region runs from base 209 to 1741 and encodes 510 amino acids. Gene Ontology annotation, biological process: signal transduction; peptidyl-serine phosphorylation. Gene Ontology annotation, molecular function: ATP binding; protein serine/threonine kinase activity. NCBI's taxonomy places the organism in Eukaryota, Metazoa, Chordata, Actinopteri, Cypriniformes, Cyprinidae.